AUGUCAAAACCACUGCCCCGAGGCCAGGCCGAGGAAGUCUAUGAUCUUGGGUCUGAGGCGGAUGAUGCCCUGAGUGUGAACCAAAUCUUGAAAUAUGUUGUCUGGGAAGAUCUGGAAGAGCUCGAGGAUGAAGAACUUCAUUCUCAAAAGCACUCUAGAAAGAAACAGGCGUCUGAUGAGCAGCGUGAUAUGCUUGAAGAAGUUGUCAAAAGUAUCUGGGGCUCCCUCGAAAGAAUUUCAACGACAGACCUGGGUUCGAUCCAGAUUCCUUGUGUCGAUACCAAGGAAAAGCAGGAAGCCUUAAUCAUCUUCGCUAGCCUUAAAAAGCUCGUAGAUGACUUGGUUGAAAAGCUGGCUCAGCCAGAUUUCGAAAUCCAUCGUCUCAAGUCAUACCCGGACGAAAUGCAAUGCUUCGAAUCGACACAGCUUCUCAAAGAUAGGAUUGCAAAGUGUAUACUUCCAGAGGUGCGACAACUAGAAGGGAAGCAAGUCACCCGCCAAAUAGUCCAGGAUCCUCUCUCCAAAUGGCCCGACACUGGUGGAUACCUAUUGUACAUCACUUCUAGUGAGGCCGAAGAGUAUUGGAGGCCGUAUAUUGGGCAGGCUAGCAUACUGAUUCGUCGAAUUCCGCAACAUAUUAUGCAAGUUCUACAAGGGCAUAUCGACACACUUUGCUACUGGGUUGCCUCGAAACCAGGCCGGCAACUAAAUUUUAUAAGGCUCUGGGAUAUUAUAGAAGAGGAGGGGGACUCGCGCCAAUCCCUUGAACUCCUUAACACCCUCCUCGAGAAGACUUUUUGUGUCGGCUUCCAAUCAUUAUGUGGAUUUUGCGAUUCCCUAUUUGGCCCUGACUGGAGAUGGGUACGUGACCCUAGCUCGCCAGCAUGCAGCCCUCAAUGCCAUGCCGGUAUCAAGCAACAUGCCAAAAGACCCGAGGCCGCACGGCAGGUACAACAAGGCUGGGUCAGGUUCCAAGAUCAAAUGUCAGAGAAGCUACAAAUGUCGGAAGCCCUAAGACAGUAUUUCAAGGAUGAAUUCGGCCUUGAUACUAGUAGGAACGGGCUGAAAGCUAUGAUGGCAAAAGGAAACUUGCUGGCCGAGCCCUGCCUCAAGGAACGCAUGUGA
This is a messenger RNA of Penicillium samsonianum, 1125 nucleotides long. RefSeq lists its product as uncharacterized. The transcript has 3 exons. The record is from RefSeq and is a predicted model, not a curated record. Lineage: Eukaryota; Fungi; Ascomycota; Eurotiomycetes; Eurotiales; Aspergillaceae. The coding region runs from base 1 to 1125 and encodes 374 amino acids.